AUGGAUCAAACUGACGCGAACAUCUUCGGCAAAGAAAAACGCCUAGACCGAUGGAAGGAGGUCAGUUGGAUACCUACAACUCAUUAUUCCGGAACGUUCGGACUCUGUAAACUGCUUCUUCCGGAGAUUCUUCCAGCUACGGUAGAAAAGGUGAUUGGACUGGUUCGGAACCAAAGUCCGUGGUAUCUUCAGGGAGCGCAGAAUACCGUGUGGCCCGCACUGGGCUACGGAUACAACACAGGUGUGAUGUUGCUGCAUCUCCAACGGAUGAGAUUGAUGCGAUGGAAAGAAGCUUGGCAAAGUGUGACGAAGUCUACUUUGCAGUAUCUACCUCACGCCCCCUUGGCUGAUCAGUUUGUUGGGAAUUCUUCGCCAGCGAACGACCGGUUUCGUCCUUCUUGGAGCUCAUCAGGUUGGCGCAUUCUUCAAGUUACCAUCAACCUUGUGUUUUACUUGAAACCAAGGCAAAUUCACUUGCCUGACACGUUAUUAGCGUACCCUCACUUUGUAAGCAGCAGUCUAUAUUUUGUACCACAGGAUGUUAUCAACGCGCUUCUUGUGCAAAUACCCGACGCCGUAAACGAACUUGCCUGUGAGUGGAACGUUCAGCUGAACAGUCGAGCUCAACCGAUGCAUUGUCCAGUUCACUGGCCGACUGUUCUGAAUCCUAGUCCGAGUAGCAUCAACUCACACGUCGGUCAACUGAAAAUUGCACACUACAACAGCCCGGUAAAGCCAGAGCUGAUGAACCAAGCAUUUUCCGCCGAAGACGAGUCAUCUCCUGGGGACAUAGGACUAAGACUUCGGACGAACUUCGUUCAGCAGUAUCGAUUCUUUCAAAAUUUCGACGGCCUAAUUCUCAAACACCGUGUUCGAGAACGGCGAUCAGCAAAUUGUGAAAGCUAUGAGACAGACGAGGCACAGGCCUCGCUUGCUGGAGAGUGUUCAGAACUAAUUUCACAAGUGCAAAUUCGUCACAGGAUACAUCCUUUCUACAUGCACUGUGAACUAGAGCCAAAGGCAAUACCGACAAAAUGUGCCGAAGGUUGUGUUGUUGACCAAGACGCGGAUGUCACUCUAGUCAGUCAACUUACAUUUGACAGAAUACAUCGCGUAGAAGAGAUUGCAAAGCGUUGGGAGGGGCCGGUGAGUUUGGCUCUUUACGUGACAGACCGAGAUGCCGCGAUCCUCGUGGAUUUUGUGAGCCGAUCACAACUGCUAGUCAACCGCACAAACAUCGGAUAUCACCUGGUUUAUGUUGACGGUAUUUUAUACCCGAUCAACAAGCUGCGUAACGUGGCGAUGCAGUUCGCACAGACCAAGUUCAUUUUUAUACUUGAUGUGGACUUUAUUCCUAGUCCAAAUAUGUACAGCGAGUUAAAAACGACAAUAGAGAGGCAGGUACGAGGACCGGAUAAGGCAACACAGAUAGAAAGAUGGUGCCUGGUUGUGCCUGCAUUUGAGACUUUCGGAGAAUAUGUUCAGCUACCGGAAACCAAAGAAGCAUUGCUGGCUCAGUGGGCCCAAAAUCUAGUGGUUCCAUUCAGACAUGAAAUAUGGACUGCGGGCCACAUGGCUACCGAUUAUGAGAAGUGGAAGAACAUGUCAGAUUUGUACGAGCAACUUAUUUCGUUUCAGGUUUUUUGGUCUGCUGACUAUGAACCGUACAUUGUGAUUCCACGUAACGUCUUGCAAUUUGAUGAACACUUUGUCGGUUUUGGAUGGAACAAAGCAUCGUUCGUGAUGGCAUUGGACGCCUUGGGCUACCGUUUUCUCGUUCUUCCGAAUGCAUUCAUUCUCCAUCUUCCCCAUCCGCCGAGUAUUGAAGUACUCCGGUUCAGAAGUGAUUCUGUUUACAGAUCGUGUGUUGACAAGAUCAAAUUAGACUACAUCACACACCUGGCCAAAAAGCAUGGAGUUCGUGCAUUGAAAUACCUGGAUUUCCGAAAGGAUACAGUCAGUCCAUAA
This is a messenger RNA of Opisthorchis viverrini, 1968 nucleotides long. RefSeq lists its product as hypothetical. The record is from RefSeq and is a predicted model, not a curated record. Lineage: Eukaryota; Metazoa; Platyhelminthes; Trematoda; Opisthorchiida; Opisthorchiidae. Bases 1 to 1968 code for a protein of 655 amino acids. Gene Ontology annotation, molecular function: glucuronosyltransferase activity; xylosyltransferase activity. Gene Ontology annotation, biological process: protein O-linked glycosylation via mannose. The transcript is spliced from 13 exons.